Messenger RNA from Aureobasidium uvarum, 1330 nucleotides. The record is from the annotation of a GenBank genome assembly. Lineage: Eukaryota; Fungi; Ascomycota; Dothideomycetes; Dothideales; Saccotheciaceae.
CCACAACAAGACUUCAGCGACCAUGAGCGAUCCGACAAUGAUACCGGCGAGACCGCCGCCACCAGGCAUAACCAGCAAUUUGAUUGACCCCGUCAGUACGGGAAACCAGCAGACGAUAUGCAAUAUCGUGUGUCUCAUAAUUGUCACCGCAUUCGUGAGCAUGAGGAUAUAUACGCGUAUCAAGCUGGUCAAAUGUGUUAGUUGGGAUGAUUAUCUUAUCAUUCUGGCAACCAUGGUGUUCUACGCCGAGGUGGGACUGUUCCAGUACAUUGUCAAAGGUAAACAUCUAUGGGAUGUGAGUGCUGCAGAAUUUGCGCCGACCUUUUUGGAAGUCUGGACUUUUGCUGCCAUGAUCUACUCUGUCUGCAUGUUGCUCACCAAGAUGUCUAUCCUCCUGUUAUAUCGAAGGCUUUUUCCCAUCGACAACUUCAGAUACCUUUGGUGGAUGUGCGCGUUCUGUACUGUGGGGUAUGGUCUAGGAGCCAUCUUCUCCAGUCUUUUCGCCUUUGUUUCUACAAGAUGCAUUAAUAAGCAAGCCUUCUAUAUCGGCAACGGCGUGAUGAACAUCAUCACGGACCUGCUGAUCUUGUGUCUACCUAUACCAAUCGUGUGGAGGUUGACUCUUGAGCUAAAACAGAAAAUUGUUCUUAGUUUUGUCUUUACGCUAGGCUCAAUUCUGGUGCGUCUCAUCAGCAUCGUGACCUGGAUACACGUAGGUGACGGCGACAUCACCUAUACACUCCAGCCCAUCGUAGUCUGGUCUGAGAUCGAGCUAGCAGCUUGCAUCCUCUGCGCCAAUGCCCCCUGUCUCCGCCCCUUCUUCAAAGCCCACCUCCCCUUCCUCAGCAUUCACACCCACAAAUCCGCCUCUUCCAACGACAAAACAAACGCCCCCAGCGACUUUCCCACCACAAUCGGAGGCAAACGCUCGCGAGCCAUUUCACCAUACCCUUACGACGACACAGACGGCAUCUUCGACGGCACCCAAGACGUCGAACUCGAAAACUACGAUGUCGAAAUGAACGCAAAAGGAUCCGCAGAAGGCGGACAUGAGAAAAAANNGCACUCGUAUGCUAAACAUGGCUAUAAGCCUUCUACAGGGAACAUGACUAUUGUUUCUGUGUCUUUGCAGAGUAGGAAUGCGAGUAGGAGGGGUAGUAUGUCUUCUUCUUCUUCAGACGACAGUGCUUCUCGCAAAGGUCCUAGUCGACAGCAGAGUUUGAAGAGUAUUGGGGAAGAAAGAAGGGGCAGAAGGGCACAGCAAGAGGAAAGAGGUAUUUUGGUGCAUACGACUUAUAAUGUCCAGACUGCCAAAGAGGAGACUUGGGUA